AUGUUCUCAUAUGAUAAAAUCUCGCUUCAAAAAGUAAUCUCAAAUCUUAAUGCUUAUACUGGCAAGACAGAUCUAAUAACGACUAAGAAAACGAUUGCGUCUUAUAUUCAAAUUGAAAUAAUACUUCUCUGUUCCACAUGUACUUUUGCACAAAAGUUCAUUGCUGGAGUGGAAACACCUAGUCGAUCGGGGCGAGUAGCAAAAACUGCAAUAGACGUUUGUACUGAUACAAAAGUCGGCAACACAUAUUGUAAUGAUGACGAUAUUUGUGUUGCAACUGGUUUUAUUCAAUGUACAGGAGCUGGUGCAGGUAUAGAGUUUCCCUGUGGAGGUGAAUUUGUCGGUUGCGAAGAAACAUAUAAUGCCGCCGCACCUCCAGUAAAAAAUGGUGACGCAAAAUGUGCAACCACUCGACCUUCUGCAUGUGGUGACCCAGUAGCAGAUUUUCAAUGCCUUGAUGCUGGUAUUUUUCCUGAUCCACUAAACUGCCAAAAAUAUUUCUUUUGUUAUGAAGAUGGUGGUGAUUUAACCGCCGUCGAAUAUACUUGCGAGAAAUAUUACGUAUUCGAUCCGAGUGGGAUAAAUAAUGAAUAUUGUCGCCUAACAAUCGGGCGACAUUGCAUAACAGCUGAUUGUAACAAUGAAUCGAAAAAUGUUCUACUUGAAUAUCCGUAUUGGUCAGAUGGCCAAAUUGUGGCUAUGUGCAGAGGAAGCAGUCCACCUCUUGUGACCCGCUGUGCAGAAGGUUUUGUUGCUAAUCUCAACACACUUCCUAUUGAAUGUGAAUUUGUUUGCAAAACUCCUGGAAAUUUUCCUUACCCUGGAGACGAUACUAAAUAUAACUAUUGUUUCGCUGUUUCUGGCGGGUUGGAACAUAAAGUCAAUUCGUGCUUCCCAAAUUAUUAUUUUAAUCCAGGAACAAAUGUAUGUGAAGAAAAGACGGAAGAAACGACAGAAGCGGCAAUUGUCAUUAUGAAGACAAUUUUAUUGUUAUUGGCAGUUUUCACUGUUCAAUCAUUAGCACAAUCGAGUAUUUUAGACUGUUUCGCUCCUGUACUAGAUAAUGUGAAUGGUGAAAGAGAAGAUUUAGUGGAAUGGUCACAGGAUGUACGGGAUACUACUGUUCGUUUACAAGAACAACGUCAACGAUGCAAUGAUAUUCCUCGUGAUGAUCCUCCAACUGCUAUUCAAGAUCGAAUAAUUCAAGCAUGUAAUGCAGCAUGGAGUGCUUCACUUGCAUUCGAGUUGAACCGCCUUUUCACUGAUUUAGUGGCAAUAGAUCCUGAAUUGGCUGAAGAACUUCGAAGACAAUCAGCAGAUUGUUUUCCAAUCCCAGAAGCCCCAGAAGCUAUCGAAUUGAAACGAAAAUUGUUGAAAACAUUAAACAGUUUUAUUUUCAAAAUACUCACAGUAAUAGCUGAAAAUAGAAGAGUAAAUAUGAAGACUUUACUUCUUUUGGUAGCAGUUGUAGGAUUGACACAUUUCAGUGCAUCACAAGCUCCGGAAAUUCCUGAAGAUAUUAAUCUUGAAGAAGUUCUUGCAUGUGUACAAGCAGGUAUCGACGCUAUACCUGAUCAAUCCCAAGCAGUAGCCGAAUGGGCAGUUCAAACAGUUCAAAGUGUAAUAGGCUUGGUUGAACAAAGAAGGAGAUGUUUGGAAAUGACAAAUGAUAGAUUACAACAAGCUUGUAUGGCUACAUGGACUGCUUCAGUUCUUUUCGAAGCUAACAGAUUGAGAAACGAUUUAGCGAUUUUACCCGACGAAUCCACUGCUGCCAUUUUCGAAGAACAUUUCCUUGGUUGCUUUGGAGUUAGUCCUGAUGAUGUUCCUGCUUAAGGAAAAAUUUGUAAAUAAUAAAAUGACAAAAGUAUAAAAAACUG
This is a messenger RNA of Clunio marinus, 1880 nucleotides long. The record is from the annotation of a GenBank genome assembly. Lineage: Eukaryota; Metazoa; Arthropoda; Insecta; Diptera; Chironomidae.